Acyrthosiphon pisum (pea aphid) is the source of this 615-nucleotide messenger RNA. Its product is annotated as pickpocket protein 11-like. Gene Ontology annotation, biological process: sodium ion transport. The record is from RefSeq and is a predicted model, not a curated record. Gene Ontology annotation, molecular function: sodium channel activity. Gene Ontology annotation, cellular component: membrane. Lineage: Eukaryota; Metazoa; Arthropoda; Insecta; Hemiptera; Aphididae. The coding region runs from base 157 to 615 and encodes 152 amino acids. The transcript is spliced from 4 exons.
UUGAAUUUCUUUUUAAAAAACAAUUCGUUUAUUGGUACGGAGAAAUCAAACUGGAAUUUAGAUGACGGAUACCCACCAAAUUCAGAGAACGAUUUACUUGUAAACAUAAAUCCUGCUAGAACAAGUGGUGUUAGUCACUACCAUCGUUUGAGAUUGAUGAUUAAUACAUUGGACCACGAAUUUUUGAGUUGUUCAUCUGGAAGUUAUUUUUUUAUUACAUUAUCUAACCCAGCUGAAUAUUUGAUGGUCGAUCCUCGAUCAUUUAUCAAACCGGACACUUACGCUAGAAUACAAAUCACUCCAUUCGUGAAAAAAAUUGAUUCGCGAUUAAAAUGGCAUUCUCCAGAAGCCAGGAAAUGCUAUUUGCACAACGAGAGAAAGUUAUCUAUUUUUCAACAGUAUACAGAGAUGAAUUGUAAUUACGAAUGUGUGUUAAACGAAACUUUAACCAUAUGUGGCUGUGUUUCUUUCAACAUGGCUUAUUUAGUGGCAACCAGUGUAAAAAUUUGUGGUUUGGCGAAAAAAAGCUGUAUGGUAAAAGCUCAACAUCCGCUAUCAAAAUUCAAACAUAGUACAACCAUAGAUAAUAUGGGUACAACAACAACCACGGACUAA